AUGGAGGCUAUUCUAUUCUACGGUGACCAGGACGAGGCAACCAGGCGGCAAGUUCGCUCUGUCGCUGCCCAAUACUCCCAUCGGAUUGGACCCAGGAAGCGCAAAAAGUCCAAGUUGCCAAAGCAGACGGGACAGGAAAGCAAACGAGGCCACUACAAGAAGUUGGCAACGACUACAUCUGAUACUGGUGCAUCUUCCUCGAAAUCGCAUCAAGAUCAUCCCUUCCAAACAGUGGUCUCUAGUCAGCAGUACGCCUCGCAUGGUCAGGCGCAGGCGCAGGCAGAGUCAGAUGUUGGCGGCUCGCUGGAUGCCCAGCRGCGGAUGCAGAGAGACCUCCAAAUACGCAGAGAGUUGAGCGGGUCUGAGACAUGCGCUUCGUCCAGCGAGGUCGGAUCGGAUCCAACUCUGUCCCCGCAUACUCCACAGUUCGAUCUGGUCCGAAGCACAGGUGCAUCGCAAUCACCGGACAAACCGCCGUCGGCUUACAGAAGAUUACCUGCGUAUACCUGGACAGAAUAUCCUCGCUAUGUCGGCAAUCAGAGUCCUGCGUCUCCCCCGAAGUUUACACCAACCAGCGCGAUUGCUGCAAAACGGCGAACGUUGGAACUUCCCGAUCCUGCAGGACUUAGCUUGCAACAAAACGCUCCGCGAUCACACCCCAUGGACACACCUCCAAGACUUGCUCAUUCGCACUCAGAAGGCGCCUCCUCCGGUCACAUGUCAUCCCGAAACUCCCAGCGGAUCAGCGACGGACAUGCUAUGUCGAAAGAGGAAACUGCAUGGGGUCAAAUUUCUUCUCCACCGCGAUUGCAGGUCUUGAGAUGCGCAACAGAAGCAAACGAUGAACCGGGCGCCGGUGCAGCGCGAUGGCGAAGUGGCACAGUCGGUGGUUUCAGUCAAUCAUGUCCUCCAGGUUGA
This is a messenger RNA of Ramularia collo-cygni, 918 nucleotides long. RefSeq lists its product as uncharacterized. The record is from RefSeq and is a predicted model, not a curated record. Lineage: Eukaryota; Fungi; Ascomycota; Dothideomycetes; Mycosphaerellales; Mycosphaerellaceae. The transcript has a single exon. Bases 1 to 918 code for a protein of 305 amino acids.